AUGAAGUUCUUCGGUAGCGGCAGCAAGAAACAGUCACCAAAAAAGUCCAACCACUUUGUUGACGACCUCCAAGACCCCCAGCAGAACCGCUCGGAGCCUUCGUCGCCAACAAAGCCGCAGCCCCGGCCGCCCAAAAAGUCCUCCUCCUCCUCUUCGCGCCAUUCCACAGUCCCCGAGGCGACGAACAGCACCAGCAGCAAGUCGUCUCGUCCGUUCCGGACUUCCUCGUCUUCGCGACGGCACAAGAUCGACGUCGACGCCCAUCCCUUAAAUUUACCACCAGAAGAGCGCAAGCGCUUGUCCAUACUUGCUCAGUCAGCCAUGAGUGGUAACAGCGGCAGCAAGGGCAACUCGAUGGACUUGGACCGCGAGCCCGUCAACGGUGCCACCCCGAGCACUCCUCAACCCUCGGCUCAGGCAAAUUUUUCUGUGCCCAUCCCCAACGGAACCAGCCAUGAGGAGGCACCAGCUCCCCCUCCACACAGAUCUAACCCUUCGAGCCCCGUACCCACGGCUGAGGACGAUGCCGAGUCAUACAAGGCGGCCGGUAACAGGCACUUCAAGGAGAAGAACUACAGCAAGGCCAUCGAGCAGUACAGCAAAGCCGUGGAUCUGUUCCCCGAUUCCCCGACCUACCUGAGCAAUCGUGCCGCUGCUUACAUGUCCAGCGGCUCCUACGAGGCUGCCUUGGAGGACUGCAGCCGUGCAGCUGAUCUGGACCCGCACAACCCCAAGAUUCUGCUACGCUUGGCCCGUAUCUACACAGGUUUGGGCCGACCAGAGGAGGCAAUGACUACCUUUGGACGCAUCAACCCUUACCCAUCCAUGAAGGAUGUGGCCCCAACAAAGGAGAUGCUGAAUCACAUCUCGUCUGCCAGGGCAACCCUGGAGCGAGGAUCGGCCAUGUCAAUGGUCCUGCAUGCGUUGGAGCAGGCCGAGCGAGGGCUGGGACCCGGCGUCGGCAGGCCUCGAAAGUGGCAGCUGAUGCGUGCAGAGGCACACCUGAAAAUGGGACGGGAAACUUCCCUCGCCGAGGCCCAGAACAUUGCCAUGGCACUCCUCCGAAGCAACAGCCAAGACCCAGAGGCUCUGGUGCUUCGAGGCCGAGUCCUCUACGCCCUGGGCGAGAAUGAGCAGGCAAUCAAGGCAUUCCGGAUGGCCAUUAGCUGUGAUCCUGACUUCCGGGACGCGGUUAAGUGGCUUAGAAUCGUGCAGAAGCUGGACCGCAUGAAGGAGGAAGGCAAUGCAGAGUUCAAGGCUGGCCGAUUCCAGGCUGCCAUUGACAAGUACUCACUAGCUCUCGAUGUUGACGCAACCAACAAGAGCAUGAACGCAAAGCUCCUGCAGAACCGUGCCCGAUGCCACCUUAAGCUGAAGGAAUACGACGAUGCAAUUGCCGAUGCAGACAGGGCAGCCUUCUUAGAUCCUACCUACACCAAAGCUCGCAAGACCAAGGCUACCGCUCUAGGGCAGGCAGGCAGAUGGGAGGACUCUAUCAAGGAGUGGAAGUCCAUUGCUGAGCUUGAGCCUGAAGACCGUGAGGUCAUGAAGGAGAUUCGCAAGGCUGAGCUCGAACUCAAGAAGAGCCAGAGGAAGGACUACUACAAGAUCAUGGGGCUUGAGAAGGAUGCUGGAGACAACGAAAUCAAGAAGGCCUACCGUAAGCUGGCUGUCAAAUACCAUCCUGACAAGAAUCCUGGGGAUGAAAAGGCCGAGGCCAUGUUCAAGGACUUGCAGGAGGCGUACGAGACGCUCAGCGAUCCUCAGAAACGCGCUGCCUAUGACAAUGGUGACGAUCUCAUGGAUCCAUCCGACUUCGGUGGCAUGGGUGGUGGCAUGGGCGGCAUCGACCCUGAGAUCCUCUUCAGCAUGAUGGGCGGCCAGGGUGGAUUCGGCGGUGGAGGUUUCCGCGGAGGCGGCGGUGGCGGGUUCCCUGGCGGCGCUCGAUUCUCUUCCGGUGGCGGAGGAUUCCCUGGCGGAGGUCAGCAGUUCAACUUUGGCGGUGGCCAAAGAUCAAACUACCAGGGCGGCGCCGACAGUGAUGAUGAGGAAGACGACGACGACACGGAAGUUGCCGAUGAGUACGAUGACGGCCUCAACGAAGAUGACGAGCAAGAUUCCCUCGGAAGCCAAGGAGAUUUGGGCAGUAAAUGGCGGAGCGAUGCCGACCAACGCCGGAAUGCCAAUAACCUGUGGAUUGAGAAGACGCGAACCUACGGUAUGGUUCUCCUGGCUACCCUCAUGCUCCUCCCACUACAGUUGGUUUGCAUUGGGGCGGUGUUGUCAUUAAUUGUAUACUUGUUGGUGAAAUAUGUCUGGCGAGCUAGCCAUCGGGGGAUGUUCACUACUACGGGUUGA
Clonostachys solani is the source of this 2358-nucleotide messenger RNA. The record is from the annotation of a GenBank genome assembly. NCBI's taxonomy places the organism in Eukaryota, Fungi, Ascomycota, Sordariomycetes, Hypocreales, Bionectriaceae.